Messenger RNA from Aphis gossypii (cotton aphid), 2461 nucleotides. It is a transcript of the gene CycY, whose product is annotated as cyclin-Y. Gene Ontology annotation, cellular component: plasma membrane. Gene Ontology annotation, molecular function: cyclin-dependent protein serine/threonine kinase activator activity; protein kinase binding. Bases 658 to 1704 code for a protein of 348 amino acids. The record is from RefSeq and is a predicted model, not a curated record. The transcript has 6 exons. Gene Ontology annotation, biological process: regulation of canonical Wnt signaling pathway; regulation of cyclin-dependent protein serine/threonine kinase activity. Lineage: Eukaryota; Metazoa; Arthropoda; Insecta; Hemiptera; Aphididae.
GAUAACAUCGAUUUGUUGGUUACUACUGUGGUGUUUGUGUGGCGACGAUUUGGCGUAGAUAAAAUGCACCGAAUAUCGUAACGUCGUCGAUGGAAAAAUAUUAUUAUUUUCUUUUUACCGUCGUCCACUCCUCGUCGGUCCUCGCACGGUCGUAAUCCGUCAGUACAACUACAACUGUCGACCGGUGUGCUCGAGUUCGUCGGCAGGUAAAUAACGAUUAUUAUCAUCUGUCAAAUGACGAUAUUAUUAUGAUGUCGUCAUCGGUGACCGGCGGGUGUUUGUUGAUUAUUCACCGCCGUCUGAUAAUAAAAUAAUACACAACACUCGCACCGUACGUACGCACGCCAGCGCCGCAGCCCCGUCGUCCCCUCUCCGCCGUCGUCCGACGCCGCCGCCGCCGCCGCCGCCGCCGCCGCAAACUUUAGCCGACCGACGGUUAAUCAAGAAAGUUUCGAUACCUGUCAAGUACUACACCGAUUACGCCGACACGCUCGCCCCGGCACUGCUGUUGUUGGCCCGAGUUCGUAGACGUUCCACACGACACGACUAUUAUGGUUAAUACGUUUCAUACGUGAUACGUGUGUAUAAAAAACAGAAAGCUGUCAAAAAUGCUAUAACGUAAAACACUAUUACAUUAUACGUGUUUGUGUAACCUUCAUGUUUAUUGACGAAAGCAUCUGCUUGUUACAAAUCAUGGGCAAUUGGACUAGUUGUUGCUCGUACAGCAGCCCUCUGUCUAGGCGCAAGGAUGCCAACGGCGCUGUAAACGAAUUCGCGCAAGAGGGCGAGGAGAGUGUUGGAAACUUACAGCACAUUAGUGAACGCGAGCACGACGACUGGAACACUGACCCGUCCGUUCAUCCGAAAGUAGCGACGAUAUUUUUGGAGAGAUCGAAAGUUGAAAACGGCUUAACAAGAAAACAAAGUCAGUCUCAGAUUGUAGACUUCAGAUCUCUAAAAAAAAGUAGUUCAUGUUCUACUAUAUAUUUAGAUGAUAGUACAGUAUCUCAACCAAAUCUAAAAAACACGGUAAAAUGUGUAGCACUUGCAAUCUACUAUCAUAUAAAAAAUAGAACUUCUGAAAGACAAAUUGAAAUUUUUGAUGAAAAAUUACAUCCUUUAACUAGAGAUAGAGUACCUGAUAAUUAUGAUGUUCAUAGUCCAGAGCAUCGUCAUAUAUAUAAAUUUGUUCGAACAUUAUUUAAUGCUGCACAACUAACUGCUGAAUGUGCUAUUAUAACAUUAGUUUAUUUAGAAAGGUUAUUAACUUAUGCAGAAGUUGACAUAACACCUGCCAAUUGGAAAAGAAUUGUUCUUGGAGCAAUUUUGUUGGCGUCAAAAGUUUGGGAUGAUCAAGCUGUAUGGAAUGUAGAUUAUUGUCAAAUUCUUAAAGAUAUAACAGUAGAAGAUAUGAAUGAAUUAGAACGACAAUUCUUGGAGAUGCUUCAAUUUAAUAUUAAUGUUCCAUCCAGUGUUUAUGCCAAAUAUUAUUUUGAUCUACGCUCAUUGGCUGAAGACAAUGAAUUGACAUUCCCUGCCGAACCAUUAAGUAAAGAACGAGCUAAGAAACUAGAAGCAAUGUCUAGAGUAUUUGAAGAUAAGAUAACAGCAGAAUUUUUAAAAAAUGGUUUAAAAAAAUGGUCUAGUCUAGAUAAUGUAAGCAGUACAACAGUUGCUCGUAAAAGUGUUGCAAUAUUAUCUUAAAAAAAAAAACUAAAUACUUUUGCAUUUAUAUAACGAAUGUAACGUCACCAAUAUUGUGAUUGUUUUUAGGAUUAAUGUUUUAAGUUACUAUAGUUGUAAGACUUACUUUCUCCAUAUACUUUAAAUCUAGUAUUUUUAUUAACUUUUUUUUUGAUUAUAUAGAUAUAUUUUAUUUGUUAGUAUAUAACUAUAAAUUAGAAAUAUUAUUAGAUUUUUUGUUAGUAUUUUUUCUAUACUAAAUUAUUUUAAAUAAUCAAAAUUACCAAACAAUAUUGAAUUUAGUCAACAACGUACCAUAUUAGGUUAUAAGUAAUUAAGCAAUAAAAUCGAAUAGUAUUUUGUUGCUUAAUUGCAUGCCAUAACAUAAGUUUAAGUGAAUUAUUUCAAGUUUUCAUUUAAAAUUUCAAUCAAGUUUUUGAAUUUUCUUUCAUUUCAUUAGCUUUUAAAGUUAACUUGGAUAUUCUAUAUUGAGAAAAAUGCUUUAUUAUACACCAUAUAUUAUAAUAUAUUUAUUUACUUAGUUAAAUUAUGCACUUUAAUCGUAAUAUAUUUCAUAUUAUUUAUUUUAUUUGUAGGGAUAAGAUAACAAUUUUAAUUUGUAUAAUAAAUGAAUCAGAUAACUGAUGUGUAGUCAAAACAUAUAUUUGUUGCAUGUAAAUGACUUAAUGUAUUUUUCUACUUUUACAUUUUUUCAAUUUAUAUUGGACUUCAAACAGCAUUUGCAUUUGUUAAUAAAUAUUUACCAUGCUCACUUUUA